Molecule: messenger RNA, 3154 nt
Organism: Bombina bombina (fire-bellied toad)
Lineage: Eukaryota; Metazoa; Chordata; Amphibia; Anura; Bombinatoridae
Gene: SLC12A3
Product: solute carrier family 12 member 3
Exons: 26
Coding region: 12-3101 (1029 amino acids)
Biological process (GO): sodium ion homeostasis; potassium ion import across plasma membrane; chloride ion homeostasis
Cellular component (GO): membrane
Molecular function (GO): sodium:potassium:chloride symporter activity
Source: RefSeq, a predicted model, not a curated record
CUUGAAAUCAAAUGGCGGAGGGUAGGAAUGAAAACCUUGUGGAUUCAGGUCCCAACUGCGGUAGGUUUACCAUCCGCUCUUUGAUCAGCACAGAGGACAGCGGAAAAACUCAGUAUGGACAACCAGAUACAGCCUAUGAUACUUUCCAGCAACAUAACCUCACAAAUACAAACACCUUUUAUAUGAGAACAUUCGGCUACAAUACAGUGGAUGCAGUGCCAAACUAUGACCAUUAUGCAAAAACAGAAAUCUCUGGGGAGACAAAGAAGGUCAGACCUUCUCUCCAAGAUCUUCACUCCAUCCUGAAGCCAGACAACAGUCAACUGCAGCCUCCUGAGUAUGAGUCCAACCAGGAGCCACCGUGUGGGGAAACUGAGACUGAAGGGGAGAAGUCAGCAGAAGAACCGGUUAGGUUUGGAUGGAUUAAGGGAGUAAUGAUCCGCUGCAUGCUGAAUAUUUGGGGUGUAAUUCUGUAUCUUCGGCUUCCCUGGAUAACGGCUCAGGCUGGAAUAGCAUUAACAUGGCUCAUUAUCUUCAUGUCUGUGACUGUGACCAGCAUUACAGGGCUCUCGAUCUCUGCCAUUUCCACCAAUGGAAAAGUCAAGUCAGGUGGGACUUAUUUUCUUAUAUCCAGAAGUCUGGGCCCUGAGCUGGGAGGAUCAAUCGGUCUGAUAUUCGCAUUUGCCAAUGCUGUGGCUGUUGCUAUGCACACAGUUGGAUUUGCAGAGACAGUUCGAGAUCUCCUUAAGGAUUAUGACUCAACAAUUGUGGACCCCUCCAAUGACAUUCGAAUUAUUGGUAUUAUUACCGUGAUAAUACUCUUGGGGAUUUCACUGGCUGGCAUGGAAUGGGAGGCAAAGGCUCAGGUUCUCUUCUUCAUCGUCAUCAUGAUUUCAUUUGUAAACUAUUUGGUUGGUACAAUAAUUCCAGCAUCAGAGGAAAAACAAGCCAAAGGAUUCUUCAGCUAUCGAGCUGAUAUUUUUGCAGAUAAUUUUGUGCCCCGUUGGCAAGGAGAAGAUGGCAGCUUCUUUGGAAUGUUCUCCAUUUUCUUCCCAUCAGCAACUGGGAUUCUGGCUGGAGCCAACAUUUCUGGAGAUUUGAAGGACCCUACUGUAGCAAUUCCAAAAGGGACCCUGAUGGCGAUAUUCUGGACCACUAUUUCCUACUUGGCCAUUUCUGCCACUAUAGGAUCUUGUGUGGUUCGGGAAGCCUCUGGAAGCCUCAAUGAUACAAUUAUAGAGGGUGCCUCAAACUGUGUGGGUCUUGCGUGUGGAUAUGGAUGGAAUUUUACUGAGUGUACAGUGAACCGGAAUUGUAAAUAUGGACUGAUCAAUCAAUACCAGACCAUGAGCAUGGUGUCUGGUUUUGCACCUCUCGUCACCGCUGGGAUCUUUGGUGCUACUCUGUCAUCCGCUUUGGCCUGUCUGGUUUCUGCUCCCAAAGUGUUCCAGUGCCUCUGUAAGGAUAACCUCUACCCAUUAAUUGGUUUCUUUGGGAAAGGCUAUGGGAAGAACAAUGAGCCUAUUCGUGGAUACAUAUUAACAUUCCUGAUUGCAUCUGCCUUCAUUCUCAUUGGCGAGUUAAACACCAUUGCUCCAAUCAUCUCUAAUUUCUUCCUGUGUUCCUACGCACUGAUUAAUUUUAGCUGUUUUCAUGCAUCCAUUACCAACUCUCCAGGAUGGAGACCUUCUUUUAAAUAUUACAGUAAAUGGGCCUCCCUGUUUGGAGCAACAGUAUCUAUUAUUAUCAUGUUCCUGCUAGCCUGGGAGUCAGCUCUGAUAGCCAUUGGCAUUGUCGUCUUUCUACUGGGCUACGUCCUCUAUAAGAAGCCUGAAGCAAACUGGGGCUCUUCUGUGCAAGCCGGAUCCUACAACAUGGCUCUGUCUCACUGUGUGGCACUUAAUCAAGUAGAGGAGCACAUCAAAAACUUCAGGCCUCAGUGUCUGGUGCUGAUUGGACCUCCUAACUUCCGUCCAGCUCUUGUGGAUUUUGUGGGAACCUUUACGAAAAAACAGAGCCUGAUGAUCUGUGGGAAUGUUAUUAUAGGGCCACGGAAACAGAAAAUCCAAGAACUGAACCCAGAAGGUCACAUCAGAUGGCUAAAUAAAAGGAAAAUCCGAUCCUUUUACACAGCACUGAUUUCUGAUGAUCUGCGUAGUGGAGCCCAGAUGCUAAUGCAGGCUACUGGUCUGGGGCAAAUGAGACCAAAUGUCCUGGUUAUGGGAUUUAAAAGCAAUUGGCAAACCUCUCACCCGAAGAACAUUGAAAGCUACGUGGGCAUAUUACAUGAUGCAUUUGACUUCAAUUUUGGAUUAUGUCUUCUGAGGAUGAAAGAUGGUCUCAAUGUGUCCCGUGUCAUGCAGGCCCACAUUAAUCCAGUCUUUCAACAGAAAGAGGAAUCAAAUAUGAAUGAUGGAGCAGAGAAUGGUGCAAGUUCUGCAGUUAAUGGGACAUUGGAUCCAGAAGCACUAACUGUUGAGGAGCAGACGAGCACUAUCUUCCAGAUUAAACAAGAUAAAAAGACAAUUGAUAUUUAUUGGCUUUUUGACGAUGGAGGGCUGACACUUCUGAUUCCUUAUCUACUCAGCCGCAAAAAGAGGUGGGAAAAAGUCAAAAUCCGUGUGUUUGUCGGGGGACAGAUCAACAGGAUGGAUGAAGAACGUAAAGCGAUGAUCUCUCUGCUCAGUAAAUUCAGGAUUGGCUUCCAUGAGCUGCUUAUUCUUCCAGAUAUCAACCAAAAACCUCGCCCAGAACAUGUUAAGCGUUUUGAGGAUCUUAUUGCACCAUACCUGCUGAAUGAUGGCUUAAAGGAUGAGAUGGUGGUAAAUGAGAUGAGACGUGAUUGUCCCUGGAAGAUAUCUGAUGAAGAACUCAAAAAGAACAGAGCCAAGUCCCUGAGACAAAUCCGACUAAAUGAGGUGCUGCUGGAUUACUCGCGGGAUGCCGCUCUGGUUGUCAUAACAAUGCCUAUAGCAAGAAAAGGGAAGUGCCCCAGCGCACUGUACAUGGCCUGGCUAGAAACUUUGUCACAAGAUUUGCGUCCUCCUGUCUUACUGACCAGAGGGAACCAGCGGAAUGUACUGACUAUGUACUGCCAGUAGUUGGAGCUGCGUCCCAAGAAGAUGAGUUACUAACUGGAAAUAAAAACUCAAAA